AUGGUUCUUCCAACAGCACUGCAAGACUUCCUGACUACUGCUCUCUCCACCCCUAAUCUCUCCUUCUACCUCAACGGAACCCCUAUCGUCCUCGCCAAUCCUAACCCCCACUGGACCCUCCUCGACUUCAUCCGCUCCCAACAUGGCCUGAAGGGCACCAAGCUGGGCUGCGGCGAGGGCGGUUGCGGUGCUUGCACCGUUGUGCUGCAGACCCGCGACGGGCGCGCGCAGAUCCGCCACCGUGCUGUGAACGCCUGUUUGUAUCCGCUCAUUGGAGCCGUAGUGGCCGGAAAGCAUGUCAUCACCGUUGAAGGGCUCGGGAAUGUGGAUCAUCCCCAUCCGCUUCAGGAAAGGCUGGGGAAGCUUCACGGGUCGCAGUUAAGAUGUGGCUUCUGUACCCCGGGUAUAGUCAUGUCGUUAUACGCUCUCGUACGGAACGCAUACGAUCCCCAGACUGGCCAAUUCAAUUUGACGGAGGAUGAGAUCGAAAUGAAGGGUCACUUGGAUGGCAAUCUGUGUCGGUGCACGGGCUACAAGCCCAUUCUGCAGGCGGCGAAGACGUUUUCGGACACAUCGCGGCCACAAUCCUGCGGACGUCCAGGUGGCUGCUGUCGUGAUACUCCGGGGUCGUCCUGCUCAUCUUCUUCGGAUCGAGACAGCUCGCGCACCAGUAUCUCGACCCCAGAUACAGAGCCAGAAAAGGACUUGGCCAACACAGUACCACAGUUCGACUUCAAGCCGUAUAUUCCCAACACCGAGCUCAUCUACCCCCCAGCCCUGACUAAGGCGACCCCUCAGCUCGUCUGCUACACCGACGACCGCAAGGCCUGGCUGCGCCCGGUGACACUCGCCCAAACCUUGGACAUCCUGGCCCGCUGCCCAUCGGCCACCCUUGUCGGGGGUGCCAGCGAGGUCCAAAUCGACAUCCGCUUCAAGGGUGCCGAGUUCGCCGUGUCCGUCUUCAUCGGCGAUCUAGACGAGCUGUCAUACAUCAAGCCCGUUGAGAAAGAUGACACCAUCACCGAGCUGGUAGUCGGCGGCAAUACACCCCUCACCGACAUCGAAACUGAAUGCAACCGACUCAUCCCAGUCCUUGGCCCUCGAGGAUCCGUCCUCUCAGCCACAGCCAAAGUCCUCCGCUACUUUGCAGGUCGCCAGAUCCGCAACGCCGCCUCACUAGCCGGUAACAUCGCCACGGCGUCGCCCAUCUCCGACAUGAACCCUGUGCUCCUAGCCAUCAACGCCACCAUCGUCGCGCGCACCCCAACCCAAGAAUUCACCAUCCCCAUGACCAACAUGUUCCUCGGCUAUCGCAAGACCGCCCUCCCUAAAGACAGCAUCAUCACCUCGAUCCGCAUCCCUCUUCCACCGCCAGAAACACGCGAACUCACCAAAUCCUACAAACAAGCCAAGCGCAAAGACGACGACAUCGCCAUCGUAACAGCCGCCUUCCGCGUGCGCCUCGCCCCAGACAACACCGUCAGCGAAAUCGCCCUCGCCUAUGGCGGCAUGGCUCCGACAACCCUCCUAGCCAGACAGGCCAUGGCCAUCCUCCAGGGCAAGAAAUGGGGCAUACAAGCCGCCCUGGACAGCACGCUCGACGCCCUCCUCCAGGAUUUCAAUCUGCCUUACUCGGUCCCCGGUGGAAUGGCGCACUACCGACGCACUCUGGCUACAUCCCUCUUCUUCCGUUUCUGGCACGAAGUUAUCUCCGACCUCAACCUCACCUCCACAACCGCCGACCCAUCCCUCGCGACCGAAAUCCAUCGCCACAUUUCCCACGGCACGCGCGACAACCACAACCCGCACGAACAGCGCGUCGUCGGCAAACAACUCCCCCACCUGUCCGGUCUGAAACACGCCACCGGAGAAGCCGAAUACGUCGACGACAUGCCCCCGCAGCACCGGGAGCUCUUCGGCGCGAUGGUCCUCUCGCAACGUGCCCACGCCAAGCUACUCUCCGUGGACUGGACGCCCGCAUUGCAGCCGGGUUUGGCCCUGGGAUACAUAGACCAUACGAGUAUCCCCGCAGAGAAGAAUAUCUGGGGCCCUGUGGUGAAGAAUGAGCAGUUCUUUGCUGUGGAUGAGGUGACUUCGCACGGGCAGCCGAUUGGGUUGGUCUAUGCGGAGACGGCGCUGCAAGCGCAGAUGGCGGCCAGGGCUGUGAAGGUAGAGUAUGAGGAUCUGGAGACGAUACUCACGAUUGAUGAGGCGAUCGAGAAGGAGAGUUUCUGGCCCCAUGGGAAGGAGUUAAGGAAAGGGGUGGCUGUGACGCCGGAGAGGAUGAAGGAUGUUUUUGAGAAGUGUGAUCGGGUUUUCGAGGGUGUUAUUCGCAUGGGCGGGCAGGAGCACUUUUAUCUCGAGACGAACGCUGCGGUGGUGAUUCCUCAUUCGGAGGAUGGGAGUAUGGAGGUUUGGUCGUCGACGCAGAAUACGAUGGAAACCCAAGAAUACGUCAGCCAGGUGACUUCAGUCCCCGUAUCGCGCAUCAACGCCCGAGUAAAACGCAUGGGUGGCGCCUUUGGCGGCAAGGAAUCCCGCAGCGUGCAACUGGCGUGCCUACUUGCUAUUGCAGCCAAGAAAACGCGACGCCCUAUGCGCGCCAUGCUCAACCGCGACGAAGACAUGAUGACCUCUGGCCAGCGGCACCCCUUCCAAUGUCGCUGGAAAGUGGGUGUCAUGAACGACGGAAAGCUUAUCGCCCUCGACGCAGACGUAUACAACAACGCGGGAUUCUCCUUGGACAUGAGCGGUGCCGUGAUGGACCGGUGCUGCACGCACAUCGAAAACUGCUAUUACUUCCCCAACGCGCACAUCCGCGGAUGGGUGUGCAAGACGAACACGCAUAGUAAUACUGCCUUCCGGGGGUUCGGUGGGCCGCAAGCCAUGUUCAUCGCCGAGAGUUAUAUGUCUGCUGUUGCAGAGGGGUUGGGGAUGGAUAUUGAUGAGUUACGGAUGAGGAAUCUGUAUACCCAGGGGCAGAGGACGCCAUUCCUCCAGGAAAUCGAUCAGGACUGGCAUGUUCCAAUGCUGCUGGAGCAGGUUCGCAAGGAGGCGCGGUACGCGGAGCGCAAGGCAGAAAUAGCAGAGUUCAAUAAACGCCACCGUUACAGAAAGAGAGGAAUCUCACUUGUCCCGACGAAAUUCGGCAUCUCCUUCGCCACAGCAGUCCAUCUCAACCAAGCAGGCGCGAACGUCAAAAUCUACACCGAUGGCUCAGUACUUCUGAACCACGGCGGCACUGAAAUGGGCCAGGGCUUGUACACGAAGAUGGUGCAGGUCGCAGCUCAGGAGCUGGGUGUUCCGGCAGAGAGCGUCUACACGCAGGAUAGCUCGUCGUACCAGACGGCGAAUGCGUCACCGACUGCUGCCUCGUCAGGGAGUGAUCUGAACGGAAUGGCAGUUAAGGAUGCGUGCGAUCAGCUGAAUGAGCGGUUGAAGCCGUAUCGGGAGAAAUUCGGCAAGGAUGCUGAUAUGGCGACGAUGGCGCACGCCGCGUAUCGCGAUCGGGUGAAUUUGGCGGCGAGUGGCUUUUGGAAGAUGCCCAAGGUGGGGUAUCAGUGGGGGACGUAUGAUGUGGAGAAGGUGAAGCCGAUGUAUUAUUAUUUUACUCAGGGCGUCGCGUGCACUGAGGUCGAGCUCGACCUGCUUACGGGUGAUCAUACUGUGCUGCGCACGGAUAUUAAGAUGGAUGUGGGAAGGUCCAUUAACCCUGCUAUUGACUAUGGGCAGAUUGAGGGGGCCUUUGUUCAGGGACAGGGAUUGUUUACGAUGGAGGAGACACUCUGGACGCAGAGUGGCCAGUUGGCGACACGGGGUCCGGGCACGUACAAGAUUCCCGGAUUCAGUGACAUCCCGCAGGAGUUCAAUGUUAGUUUCCUGCAAGGUGUAUCGUGGAGCCAUCUCCGCUCGAUCCAGAGCAGCAAGGGUAUCGGUGAGCCGCCGCUGUUCAUGGGGUCGACGGUGUUAUUUGCGUUGAGGGACGCGUUGAAGAGCGCGAGGGCGGAUUUCGGUGUACAAGGACCGUUGGUCCUGGAUAGUCCAGCUACGGCGGAGAAGUUGAGGCUGGCGGUUGGAGAUGACUUGGUGAGAAAGGCAGAGGUGAAGAGGAAGGAGGGGGAGAAAGGGUUCUUCGUUGCUGUUGCAUGA
Molecule: messenger RNA, 4149 nt
Organism: Aspergillus niger
Lineage: Eukaryota; Fungi; Ascomycota; Eurotiomycetes; Eurotiales; Aspergillaceae
Exons: 6
Coding region: 1-4149 (1382 amino acids)
Molecular function (GO): iron ion binding; FAD binding; 2 iron, 2 sulfur cluster binding
Source: RefSeq, a predicted model, not a curated record